This is a messenger RNA of Macrobrachium nipponense, 1004 nucleotides long. It is a transcript of the gene Cdk5, whose product is annotated as cyclin-dependent kinase 5-like. NCBI's taxonomy places the organism in Eukaryota, Metazoa, Arthropoda, Malacostraca, Decapoda, Palaemonidae. Gene Ontology annotation, molecular function: ATP binding; cyclin-dependent protein serine/threonine kinase activity. The record is from RefSeq and is a predicted model, not a curated record. Gene Ontology annotation, biological process: protein phosphorylation; neuron apoptotic process; synaptic vesicle transport. Gene Ontology annotation, cellular component: nucleus; cytoplasm.
GGUGUUCCAUCAUCUGCACUUCGAGAGAUAUGCCUUCUGAAGGAAUUGAAACACAAGAAUAUUGUACGACUUCAUGAUGUUUUACAUUCAGACAGAAAGUUGACGCUGGUUUUUGAACAUUGUGACCAAGAUUUAAAAAAAUAUUUUGAUAGUCUCAAUGGGGAAAUAGAUCCUGAUAUAGUGAAAUCUUUUAUGUUCCAACUUUUGAGAGGGCUAGAGUUCUGUCACAGUCGAAAUGUUCUUCAUCGAGAUCUGAAGCCUCAGAACCUCCUUAUUAACAAGAAUGGGGAGUUAAAACUAGCAGAUUUUGGCCUUGCUAGAGCUUUUGGUAUUCCAGUAAGAUGUUACUCAGCAGAAGUAGUCACGUUAUGGUAUCGGCCACCAGAUGUUCUCUUUGGAGCAAAAUUAUACAAUACCUCUAUUGAUAUGUGGUCGGCUGGUUGUAUAUUUGCUGAGUUGGCAAAUGCUGGGAGACCAUUGUUUCCAGGUAGUGAUGUAGAUGAUCAGCUGAAACGAAUAUUUAAACUUCUUGGCACGCCAACAGAAGAUACUUGGCCAGGGAUGACUUCUCUUCCAGACUAUAAAACUUUCCCUUUAUAUCAACCUACAAUGUCAUUAGCCCAAGUGUGCCCAAAACUUAGCAGUAAAGGUCGGGAUUUGGCUCAGCGACUCUUGAUCUGCAACCCAGCAGUAAGAAUGAGUGCAGAAGAUGCUAUGAAUCAUUCUUACUUCGCUGAUCUUCCUCCUUCUAUUCGUAAUGGUUAAAUAAACAUAAAUUAGGACACUUUUUAUGAGAACUGAAUUCAUAAUUGCUAGGAAUAAGAUAUGAAAUGAUAAAAUUUAUUUUGAAUUUGUAUACCAAAUAUAGAUUUCAGAACCUUUAGGAAUCUUAGAUUUCUCUACUUCUUAAUGUAAAUUUCAAAUCCAAUGAAGUAAAACCUUAUACAUAAGAUUGAGUUAGAAAGGUGGUACUACAAUUCCUUUCUGUGUAUGUAUUGUAUCAU